Molecule: messenger RNA, 2515 nt
Organism: Nematolebias whitei (Rio pearlfish)
Lineage: Eukaryota; Metazoa; Chordata; Actinopteri; Cyprinodontiformes; Rivulidae
Gene: pkp3b
Product: plakophilin 3b
Exons: 13
Coding region: 91-2403 (770 amino acids)
Biological process (GO): cell-cell adhesion; cell-cell junction assembly
Cellular component (GO): adherens junction; nucleus; cytoplasm
Molecular function (GO): cadherin binding
Source: RefSeq, a predicted model, not a curated record
GCUGAGCCGCCGACCGGACCUGUCCUGCUGGAAUAUUCGCUCCUGUUUGUCCGGGUCAAACUUGUUUUGGGUGUGUGUGUGGACGCGGACAUGGCGGACGGGUGCUUUCUGUCCGCGCUGCAGCCCAACUCGUCGUGCACAGCCUACGCGCUGCCCUCGGACGGCCCGUCCCCGGACCCGCUGGCUAAAGCCCGGAGGGUCCAGGAGCAGGUCCGGAUGCGGCUGGCCGAGAAGAAGUCCUCCUCCCUGCCCAGACUGGACGACUCGCGCCCGGGAGCCUUUGCAGAUUACAACCUCCCUGAAGUAAGGAGUUCUGCCCAGAGUCAUGGUUUCAGUUCCAGGUCCAUGAUCAGCUCACCCACCCGGGUCAUGGCUGUGCCGGCAGCACCUUCUCAAACCUUUGGGUUCUCCUCUCGCUCUGCGAUGGAAAACAGCUCCAAGAUGAGACAGAGAGAAACCAGCACUGUCCAAAGCAGUUUCCACACCUCCCACAUGCUCAGCAGAAGCAACCGCUCAAAAUCCCUGUGCCAGGAAGACCAAAAGACGUUACCUCUCGCAGGAGGGGUUCAUCUAGAGAACUCUGUCCCAAUAACUGUGCCCCCACCCAGCACCCUCAGGCGCAGCCUCAGUGGCAUUCUGGCCCAGGAAAGAGGUCAAUGGCAGGAUGAGCUCCCGUAUCAGUACACCUACAAAGGCCCGUCUCACCGCACCAUCAGCCGGAUCACCAACAGGCAGCAGUACUACCAGCAGCCCAUCUCUUGUUUUGGUCAGGACGGUUGGCUGGGGAAUGGCAGGGGGGUCUCCACUGCAGGCGACAGCUGGGGAGGACAGUGGCAACAGCAUGCAUCCAGAGCCAAUCACACCAUUAACAUUUCCCAGAAUGCUUCACUGCAUCGGGCCGCCUCGCUCCACUCCUUGAGGAGUGUGGGCAAAGGAGCCGACAUCACAGAUGCAGCAUCGAUACACAGCAACGAUCCACUGGCACAGAUGCAGAGUCUUGAUAUGGCUACAGCUGUCAAAUAUCUCUCUGAGACCGAGUCUGGCUUGCAAGUUUUGGGAGCCGCCUAUAUACAGCACCAAUGUUACCAUAGCAACGACGCCAAAAACCAGGUUCGGGUUCUCGGUGGUGUUCCAGCUCUGGUUUGCCUCUUCUCCAGUGACAACGUAGAAGUGCAGCGUUACGCUACUGCUGCCACGAGGAAUCUCAUAUAUGAGAACACUGACAACAAAGCAGCGCUCAUCCAAGCAGGUGGACUGACACCUCUUGUAAACAUACUGAACCAACCGGAUGAAGAGCUUCAGAAGACCAUCACAGGCGUUUUGUGGAAUCUGUCCUCUAGAGACAACCUGAAGGAGAGACUCUCCGUUGAAGCUUUACAGCUGCUCACUGAGAAAAUACUGGUUCCACUGUGCAAAAGCAUCCCACUAAAUUCUUCUGAGAAGGAGAUCUUUUACAACACCACCGGCUGCCUCAGGAACUUGAGCUCAGUAAACGAGAGAACAAGAAGGAAGAUGAGAGCUAUGCAUGGUCUGGUGGACUCUUUGGUGUGCUACAUACAGCAGGAAGAAAGAGGAGAUGAUAAGGGUUUGGAGAAUUCAGUGUGUGUCAUGAGGAAUCUGUCGUACCAGCUGUACGUGGAGCUUCCCCCCUCAGCCCGCCUCCUUCUGGAGGGUCCAUCCAGAGCUUCGGCCUCCAAACAAAUCAACACCAUUGGCUGCUUUACCCUGAACAGCAAAAAAGCUACAGAGCAGCAGCGUUACCAGAAUCUGAACACACUGCCCCAGCCCAAGGGGGGUGAGUGGCUGUGGCACCCUAAGGUGGUGACACUGUACAAGCAUGUUCUACAGAACAGUACAAACAGUUCAACCACCCGCGAAGCUGCUCUUGGAGCGCUGCAAAAUAUCACCGUGGGAGAGACCUGGUGGGCCUCAGUGUUGAGCGUUGUAGUGACGGAGCAGGAGAGGAUGCUGCCCAUCCUGCUGGAUCUGUUAGAUACCAGCAGUGAAAUGCAGCUGAGGUCUCUGACCGGCCUGCUGAAGAACCUGGCCAGGCAUGCCACCAACAAAGAGCACAUGGCUAAGAACAUGGUGAAUGUUCUGGUGUCCAUGUUGCCCAGCGAUGGCCUUCAGAAAACCCCGUCCAGUGAGGUAGUAGUCAACAUCUGCGGGGCCCUCAAUCACCUGGUCACCUGCAGCUCUCUGGCAGCACGAGACAUCGCCUACUUCAACGGUCUUCCAAAAUUGGUGGGCAUCAAGACGUCCCACGAUAACAGUUCGGGGAGUCUAAAAGCUGCCAGAGCAGCCUCAACUGUCCUCAACAACAUGUUUCAGUACAACAAGCUGCACAGAGACUACAAACAGAGAGGAUUUACCAAGCAGAACUUCAUAGAUCCCAACUUUUAAUCAAGAGGAAGCGUCAACGUUCAAGCUGCCGGGUGAGAGGAGGAGCCUGCAACUAUGGGAUGUGUUGGACGGACGAUCCACAGAGGAAGAUUCAUGAAAUGAAACCACUGAA